AGGGUUGGAAAUCCUGGAACUUGCGCCUACCUCCUCUGGCCGAGCCUGAGCUGCCGCUCCCAUCGCUCUUCCUCUUUCCGGGGAAGGAGGGAGCUUUCCGGAGGCCUCCGGGAAGCAGCGGGCAGCGUGAUCCUUCCCAAGCGCCAGGCUUCAGAAAGCUCAUCCUCUCCCGCUUGCCUGGAAACUGCCGGCAAUCCGCAGAGCAGAGUGAUGGAGACCUCCUGGCUGGAGAUGCGCUGGACAAGGUCCUUUUACCUGGUGUUCGUGUUAUUCCUGACCCUACUGCUGCUGCAGGCCAUCAAGCUCUACCUGCGGAGGCAGCAGCUGCAGCGAGUUCUGCGCGCCUUCCCAGGUCCAUCCCCCCACUGGUUAACGGGCCACCAGAAGUUAUUUCAGGAUGGUGAUUUCGAGACACUUGAGGAGUUUGUGAAAAAAUACCCGUGUGCCUUUCCUGCCUGGAUUGGGCCCUUUGAGGCAUUUUUCCAAAUCUAUGACCCAGACUAUGCAAAGACAUUUCUGAACAGAACAGAUCCCAAGUCCCAGUACUUAUACAAGUUCUUGGUUCCAUUACUCGGAGAAGGACUACUGAGUCUACAUGGAAUCAGGUGGUUCCAGCACCGGCGCCUAAUAACUCCUGUAUUCAAUUUUAACACCCUGAAAUCCCACACCAGCAUGAUGGCCCAGUCUAUAAACACAAUGCUGGAUAAAUGGGAGAAGAUUUGCGGCACUCAGGAAUCAGUUUUGGAGGUCUUUGAGGACAUCAGCUUGAUGAGCCUGGACAUACUCAUGAGAUGUACUUUCAGCCGGGAGUCCAACUGCCAGAUAAACAGUACCCAUGAUAAUUAUAUUAAAGGGAUAUGUGAAGGCUGUGAAAUCAUCUAUAAGCGCAUGUUCAGUUUCUUACAUCACCAUGACAUGAUUUUCAAAUUCAGCUCUAAGAAGCGCCGCUUACAGAAGAUAGUCAACAAUUUGUAUCAGUACACAGACCAGAUAAUCCAGGAGAGAAGGAAAGCCCUCAAGGACGAGAAGGAGCAUGGUAAAACUGACAAUAGGAAGUAUCGGGAUUUUCUGGAUAUUUUACUUUCUGCCCAGGCUGAACAUGACAACAGCUUCUCAGAUGCUGACCUGCAUGCUGAGGUGAACACAUUCAUGGUGGCAGGGCAAGACACCGUAGCAGGAAGCCUUUCCUGGCUCCUCUACAACCUGGCUCAGAACCCUGAGCAUCAGGAGAGAUGCCGGGAGGAGAUCAGGGGCAUCCUGGGGGAUGGAUCUUCCAUCACCUGGGACCAGCUGUGUGAGAUGACAUAUACUACAAUGUGUAUCAAGGAGACUCUCCGAUUGUACCCUACAGUCAUAUCUAUUUCCAGACAACUCAGCAAGCCCAUUACCUUCCCCGAUGGACGCUCCUUGCCUGCAGGAAUUACUGUGACUCUCAAUAUUUGGGGUCUUCACCACAACCCUGCCGUCUGGGAAAACCCCAAGGUCUUUGAUCCCUUGAGGUUCUCUCCAGAUAAUCAAAAUAAGAGACACAACUACUCCUUCCUACCAUUCUCAGCUGGACCAAGGAACUGCAUCGGGCAGCACUUCGCCAUGAUUGAAUUAAAGAUGGCCAUUGCCAUGAUUCUGCUUCGCUUCAAGAUUACGCCCGACCCCACCAGGCCACUUACCUUAGUACCCAAGAUUCUCCUCAAACCCAAGAAUGGGCUCUACUUGUCCUUGAAAAAAAUUUCCUAAUGUUUAGAGCCCAGGCUAGAAUGAUUAUAAAAUUUGAUUUAAAAUUAAAUUACUACUAAUGGUUCAAGAACAUGGAGAGGAAUCGAAGUAUGGUGGGAAGGUCACGGGUAGGUGCGAUAGGGGUCUCUGUGGAGCUGCAUAUUAUCCAAAAACAUUCCUAGGUGAUAUAGGGUGUCACUUAGAUCUGUUUCUAUAUGAUUUAGGGAGAUUUUCCUAUCUUUUCUGUUUGAUUUUGGCUACUAUUAAUGCUGUAUACCAAGGAGUGUGCUAAGAGGCUUCCAUACAUCUUCUGUUGUUUUUUUAAAUAGUUUUCAGAAUGACACAGUAACACGUGAAUGUGUUCUCACUAUAAAAGAUUUCCAACACUAGAAAAAUCAUGUAGAGUAAAAAGUAAAAAUCCAUUUUGCAUAGCACAACCCUCCCUGCCCUGGCCAAUCCUGCUGCUUUUUCUAAAAACAGAAUAGUUUGGUGUGCAUUCUUUCGAACAUUUUCCUAUACAUUUCAUAUGUGCAUUUGUAUGGGAUCAUAUCCAUAUUGUUCUUGCUUUUUAUCACUUAAUAAAAAUAAAUCUCAUUCCCAAUCCUG
Molecule: messenger RNA, 2319 nt
Organism: Eptesicus fuscus (big brown bat)
Lineage: Eukaryota; Metazoa; Chordata; Mammalia; Chiroptera; Vespertilionidae
Product: cytochrome P450 4X1
Exons: 12
Coding region: 211-1734 (507 amino acids)
Molecular function (GO): monooxygenase activity; heme binding; oxidoreductase activity, acting on paired donors, with incorporation or reduction of molecular oxygen
Source: RefSeq, a predicted model, not a curated record